Talaromyces amestolkiae is the source of this 1326-nucleotide messenger RNA. RefSeq lists its product as uncharacterized. Gene Ontology annotation, molecular function: transmembrane transporter activity. Lineage: Eukaryota; Fungi; Ascomycota; Eurotiomycetes; Eurotiales; Trichocomaceae. Gene Ontology annotation, cellular component: membrane. Bases 1 to 1326 code for a protein of 441 amino acids. The transcript has 8 exons. Gene Ontology annotation, biological process: transmembrane transport. The record is from RefSeq and is a predicted model, not a curated record.
AUGGGAGAGAAGCAGAAGAAGACCACCUCGAAGGUUGGGAACUCGGCUGCGAGUGUGGACGUUGCUCCUGGGGAACAGUACAUAGGAACAGAAUUGACUCCGUCGAACCGUAGGCGAUUGGUACGCAAGAUUGAUUGGAUCCUCAUGCCGCUUAUGGGAAUUUCCUACAUGCUUCAAUUUCUUGAUAAACAGGCAUUAGGGCAAUCCACCCUCAUGGGCAUCAUUCCAGACCUGAAAAUGACGGGUAAUCAGUAUUCAUGGUCCGGCUCGAUAUUCUACUUCUCCUACCUCGUCUUCACCUACCCGUUGUCGAUGCUCAUGGUCAGACUGCCGCUGGGAAUGUUCAUCGCUUUGUCAGUACUUCUUUGGGGAGCCGUACUGGCUUGUCAUGCUGCUGUAUCCACCUUUGCCGGCAUCAUGGUGGUUCGUUUCUUUCUCGGUGCAACCGAGGCCGCUGUGUCACCUGGCUUUAGCCUGAUCACCGGCAUUUGGUAUACAAGACAAGAACAGCCUUUGCGUCAUGGCUUCUGGUUUGCAGGGAAUUCUGUUGCUACGGCUUUCGGCGGCCUGGUGGCCUAUGGGGUAGCUCAAAUUGACGGAUCAUUGCCUGCAUGGAAGUGGUUUUUCAUUAUAUACGGCCUGAUCACCAUGGGUUGGGCGGUUGUAUUGCUCCUCUUUCUCCCAAACUCCAUUUCUUCCGCACGGUUUCUUGACAGCUCUGAACGCCGAAUAGCGGAGGAGCGAACGCAAGUCAACCAAACCGGGACCAAAAACAGCAUUUUACAAUGGCAUGAGUUUGGUUCACUGGUACUCGCCGGGUUUGGAUAUUCGACUCUGCAUGUCUACCUCUUGCAAAUACCUAUGGGUGCCGUCCAUGGCUUGUUUGUUGUAGGAAGAUGUCAUAACAAUGGCGCCCGCUUGUUUGGCAUGUUCAUCUUCUCGGCCUACGCAGCUGGUAUCCCAAUGACCCUAUCGAUGAUUUCUUCCAACGUUGCAGGGUUUACCAAGAAGGCCACAGUCAGUGCGAUGAUGUUCGUCGCAUAUUGCAUUGGCAAUAUCGUGGGCCCAUUCUUGUUCCUCUCCCGUGAAGCACCGGCGUAUAAAAGCGGGUUCAUAUCUAUCAUUAUCUGCCUCGCUGUUGCUACUGUCCUCGUUCUUGUUUUGGGGCUUACCUGGCGGUGGGAAAAUCAUCGACGAAACCAAAAGUACGGACCGCCCGUUGAAGUCGUCGCUAUACACAACGAAGGAAAGACCGGAACCAUUUCCGCGGUGGCAGUGGAGGACUUGACGGACGUCCAUAACCACAAUUUUCGCUAUGUAUUCUGA